This is a messenger RNA of Pseudopipra pipra, 1590 nucleotides long. Its product is annotated as zinc finger protein 420-like. Bases 1 to 1590 code for a protein of 529 amino acids. NCBI's taxonomy places the organism in Eukaryota, Metazoa, Chordata, Aves, Passeriformes, Pipridae. The transcript is spliced from 4 exons. The record is from RefSeq and is a predicted model, not a curated record.
AUGUGUGGUGAAUGUGGAAAGAGCUUCAGGCACAGCUCCAGCCUGAUCCGACACCAGCAAAUCCACACUGGGGAACGGCGCUACACAUGUGGGGAAUGUGGGAAGAGCUUCAGGGACAGCUCCGACCUGAUCCGACACCACCAUAUCCACACUGGGGAAUGGCCAUACACAUGUGGGGAAUGUGGGAAGGGCUUCAGGAAGAGCUCCUGCCUCCUCUCCCACCAGCUCAUCCACACUGGGGAGUGUCCCUACACAUGUGGGGAAUGUGGGAUGAGCUUCAAGCAGAGCUCCACCCUCUGCCACCACCAGAUGAUCCACACUGGGGAACGGCCCUACACAUGUGGGGAGUGUGGGAAGAGCUUCAACCAUCGCUCCACCCUAUUCACCCACCGGCUCAUCCACACUGGGGAACGGCCCUACACGUGUGGGGAAUGUGGGAAGAGCUUCUACCAGAGCUCCACCCUCCACAUCCACCAGCGCAUCCACACUGGAGAACGGCCCUACAAGUGCUUGGAAUGUGGGAAGAGGUUUCACACCAGCUCACAUCUCCUUGUGCACCAGCGGACGCACACGGAUGAGAGGCCCUUCCGCUGCACUGACUGUGGGAAGGGCUUCAAGCACAACUCCACCCUCGUCAGGCACCGGCGCAUCCACACCGGGGAGAGGCCCUACAAGUGUGGAGAGUGUGGGUGUGGGAAGAGCUUCACCCAGAGCUGUCACUUGACCAAACACCAACGGACCCACCACAGAGAAAAGCCCUUCAGAUGCUUGGAAUGUGGAAAGAGCUUCAGGCAGAGCUGUGACCUCCUCAAGCACCAGCACAUCCACACUGGGGCACGACCCUACUCAUGUGGGGAAUGUGGGAAGAGCUUCAGGGACAGCUCCACCCUCCGCACCCACCAACGCAUCCACACUGGAGAACGGCCCUACAAGUGUGGGGAGUGUGGGAAGAGGUGUCGGACCAGCUCAGAUCUCGUCGUGCACCAGCGGACGCACACAGAUGAGAGGCCCUUCCGCUGCACCGACUGUGGGAAGGGCUUCAAGCAGAACUCCCACCUUGUCACCCACCGGCGCAUCCACACCGGGGAGAGGCCCUACAAGUGCUUGGAAUGUGGGAAGAGCUUCAGUCAGAGCUCUCACGUGCUCCGACACCAGGACAUGCACACUGGGGCACGUCCCUACACGUGUGGAGAAUGUGGGAAGAGCUUCAGCCAGAACUACCACCUCCGCACCCACCAGCGCAUCCACAGCGGGGAACGGCCCUACAAGUGUGAGGAAUGUGGGAAGAGCUUCAGCCGGAGCUCCACCCUCCGCAAACACCAUCGCAUCCACACUGGGGAACGGCCCUACAAGUGCUUGGAAUGUGGGAAGAGGUUUCCAACCAGGGGCAAUCUCUACACGCAUGAGCGGACGCACAGGGAUGAGAGGCCCUUCUGCUGCACCGACUGCGGGAAACGGUUCAAGGAGAAAUCCCAUCUUGUCACCCACCGGCGCAUCCACACCGGGGAGAGGCCCUACAAGUGUGGGGAGUGUGGGAAGAGAUUCACCCAGAUUGGUGUCUUAACCAAACACCAACGGACCCACCGGUAA